Messenger RNA from Prorocentrum cordatum, 547 nucleotides. The record is from the annotation of a GenBank genome assembly. Lineage: Eukaryota; Dinophyceae; Prorocentrales; Prorocentraceae.
AUGGGCAGAGGGAGGACCAUGAUGCCAGAUGCGGCUGUGCUCAUGUCCCCAAAGCGCGCAUGCUCAGAAGCAUGUGGGGUGGGCCUCCGCAGAGCUUCCCGGCAGGAUGCCAACCGCAUCGCGUCCGUCGGCCACGAUGGGAACAUGUGCAUCCUCGACCCACGGUCGCCCAAGAUGCCGAUGACGUCGGUGCGCUUGGGCAGGACGGGCUCGGUGCCCACGAAGCUGCUCAGCCUGGCCUGGCUCGGCCGCGACGGCCUGGCGGUCGGCGGCUCCGACGGCAAGGUCGUGCAGGUCGGCCUCCGAGCGGGAGAGGCGGCGCCCGCGGGCGCCGGGGCGUAGCGCCGGCGCGCCCGCUGGAGCAGGGCGGCAGUCCGGCGCUCCCCUGCCCCGCUCCUCGCUCGGAGAGGAACCCUCGCCUGAGUCCCCUGCCACCUCGUGCCACACCUUCGCCAACACUGUCCACCCUGGGCUCGCCCAGCUGUCGCGCGCCAACGGGCCCGGAGCGGCUCGUUCUGAGUGCGGCAGUGGUGAGAGGCGCCCCCAA